AUGGAGCGUUACGUUGAAGUCAUGGCCAAUGGCGGCACAGGUCAGAAGCUCACAUACGCCACCACGGUGGUCGCAGGCGUUGCAUCUGUGGUUGCGACAAUACUAUCAGUAAUCUCAAUAAUGCUGCAAGCCAAAAAUUAUCGCAAACCUCUUCUGCAAAGAUACGUUGUCAGAAUCCUUCUUAUGGUGCCUAUAUAUUCGAUAGCAUCAUGGACCAGUAUGGUAUCCCUGAAAGCUGCCGCGUUCCUCGAUCCGAUCCGCGAUAUCUACGAAGCAUUCACAAUAUACACGUUCUUCCAGCUUCUCAUCAACUAUCUCAGUGGCGAGCGAUCUCUCAUCAUCAUGACACACGGCCGAGCCCCAGUGCAUCAUCUUUGGCCGCUCAACCAUGUCCUUCCCAAGGUUGAUAUUUCUGAUCCUCACACGUUUUUAUCGAUCAAGCGUGGCAUUCUCCAGUAUGCUUGGCUAAAGCCUAUCCUUGCCCUAUCGGCCAUCAUCAUGAAAGCAACAGGCACCUAUCAGGAAGGCUAUAUCGGCCUCACCUCAGGCUACCUGUGGAGUGGUAUCAUUUACAAUAUCAGUGUCACUGUCAGCCUGUACGCGCUCGGUCUUUUCUGGGUUUGCAUGAACAAAGACCUGAAGCCAUUUAGGCCUGUACCAAAAUUCCUAUGUAUCAAACUCAUCAUUUUUGCUUCAUACUGGCAGGGCUUCUUCCUAUCGAUUUUGGUUUUCCUUGGCGCGAUUCCUGACGAUGUUGAGGGGUACACAUCAGACAACCUUGCCGCGGCUAUCCAGGACGCUCUUAUAUGUGUAGAGAUGCCCAUCUUCGCAGUGGCUCACUGGUAUGCUUUUUCAUGGCACGAUUUUGCAGACAACAGCAUUUUAUCCGCACGCAUGCCACUGCGACACGCUUUCAAGGACGCAUUCGGUAUUAGAGAUCUUAUUGAAGACUCAAAGUUAACCUUCCGAGGAGAUACAUACGGCUAUAGGAUUUUUGAUUCCGGCGACAAAGUAAUGGCUCAUGAAGAUUCCAAAUCUCGGUUGGCGAGACUCAAGGAAGGCAUGAGAUAUGAGCGCGGUGGAAAGGGGAAGUACUGGCUACCCAAGCCAGGAGAGGUCAACUCCACUACGCCCCUCCUUCGGGGAAAUGGUGAAUCUAGCGACAAUCGACCCGAUCAAAUCAACGAGAACACACAUGGAACUUUUGAGGAACCAGAGGUGGAUGCUGACGAAGACCGUCUGUAUGAACAAGCACGACAGCUGGAGUAUGGCGACUGGAAUGUAAGUGAAAUCGGCCCCAUGAACAUUCACCGCUCUAAUUCGAAACAGUAUCCCGUAAUUACAGCUAGUGAACCAUUGAGGGAACGAUAUCGUUCUCCUGGAAGCUUCGGGGGGAGGUCUGCUUACAACAGUCCAUCGGUGAGGUCGCCUGCGGCGGAAUAUCCACCUACCAACAAAGGGAAGCAAAGGAGUAGCGCGCAUGCUCCUGCACGUACUCCUCAAGUAGAAACUCAGGCUGAGUCUGUUGUUACGAUCAAAAAGAAGAAGAAGCCGAAGAGAAUUGUCAAACACGAUGAACCGGACCCCAGCAAACUGGGCUUGAACAAGGGACCUCCAGCUCCCGUUGAGACUGCGCCGGUUGGUAGUCAUGAUGGACAAACCAGUCCGGGGAACAGUGGGUCUAGAACUGUGAACGAUGGUGGAGAUCAAUCGGAGCAUCGGACAGCCUCGAAUGAGUCGAGUCACGGAAUAGACGGGGAUGAGUUUCGUAAUGUUUGGGGGAAUGAUGAAGAAUCUAGAUAA
This is a messenger RNA of Fusarium venenatum, 1803 nucleotides long. The record is from RefSeq and is a predicted model, not a curated record. Lineage: Eukaryota; Fungi; Ascomycota; Sordariomycetes; Hypocreales; Nectriaceae.